Stereum hirsutum FP-91666 SS1 is the source of this 852-nucleotide messenger RNA. RefSeq lists its product as uncharacterized. The record is from RefSeq and is a predicted model, not a curated record. The coding region runs from base 1 to 852 and encodes 283 amino acids. The transcript has 4 exons. Lineage: Eukaryota; Fungi; Basidiomycota; Agaricomycetes; Russulales; Stereaceae.
AUGGGUUCACGAUGGGACAGCAUAUUCUCACUCUUGCAUGUCUACCUCUACGACUCUGGCCUACAUCUCUACGAUACUUCGCCUGCAACUCCUCCUCUUGACUCCCUCCUAAGCCUAACACUCGCCUACCCAAACCCCGCAGACCUCAUAUUCGACCAUCUCCCACUCUCACUCCAUCACCUCUCACUCACCGACUGCCCCCGCCAUUACCUCCUUCUCGACACCUCGAAUCCGCUCCACGAAUACAGCUACGACUCGCCCAUCCUCACUUCGUCCGAGUUGGGAGGAAUCGUUCGGCGUUAUAAUACGCCUGACCUUGAGAGCCUCGAGGUCGUGUAUCGGGCGGAUGCGGCAGAGGUGGAGACUUUGGGAAUGAUUGCGCGCAGGUCUUCGGGGUUGAAGACACUUAAGAUGUUUCGCUACGUCGACUCCGCAGACGAUCCUGUGGACGAUAGUCUCUUCGCCUCAGCGCUUUCUCCACUCCAACACCUCCGUCACCUCUAUAUCCACCUAAACCCUCCAGAGACCCCCCAAUUCCGACCCGGACAGAGCGGCGAUCGACGCCGAAUCGCUCUCGCCGCCUUUCGAAAAGCUCUGCAAGACACCGCGAAUAUGUUCGCAGGUGCGUUCGCGAGCUCCUGCCUCGAGGUGAUUUUUUUGCUUGAGCGGUUUUAUGGGGAGACGAGGUGGUCGCGGUGGAGGGAGAUACGUAGCGGAGACGAGAAUGGGAAGGAGGAUGGGAAGGAACAUGCGUAUUGUGAGCGUGUUGACGGUUUUGAGAUUCAAGAGCAGGCGGCGCCCCUGUCGAUAUGGAAUACGGGCUUCCUUUUGCUUGUUAGUUAUGUGAGCUAG